Molecule: messenger RNA, 794 nt
Organism: Belonocnema kinseyi
Lineage: Eukaryota; Metazoa; Arthropoda; Insecta; Hymenoptera; Cynipidae
Exons: 2
Coding region: 16-615 (199 amino acids)
Source: RefSeq, a predicted model, not a curated record
GCAGUAAAUGACAAAAUGAAGAUCGCCAUUCUAUUUUUAACCAGCAUGGUUUACCUGAAUUUUACAGGUGCAAUGAUAGGAAAAAAAGGACAUCAACCAGCAAUACUAUCCCCAACUUAUCUAACGGUUCCUCCUGGAAGCAUAGCUUUCGUACAAAUGCCAACUGACCGUGUUUAUAAAGGAACUCUUAAAAGUGGACGUGAAUAUCCGAGCUGGCUAAUUUCAAAGAGUGAAAAUUAUAAGAAAAUUACAAUCGAGCGUUUUUUUCUAUAUGUUCCUCAAAGGUAUUGUCGCCUUAGCUGGACAGCCGAUAUCGAAGACUGUGGUUAUGAACGUAAUAAUUCCCCAGUUCAAGGCUAUACCGGAUAUGUGAAAACAGAUGAGGGUGUGUUCAUGGCCGAUCUUGUGCUUGAGCCUGAACUUGAAAUAAUAGAGGAAGUGGUUGAAACAAUACCACACAUUUUUAUAAAAUCUUAUCUAGAUAACAAAAUUUAUGGGGGCGCGCUAAGACGUCUUGAGAAAAAAAAUAUUCCUGGCUGGAUAUUAAGAUAUACUGGUCGUGAAAUUCAGAAGCGGCAGAACAGCUGUUUAUUUUGUUACCCAUUCAAAAAAUGAGUCGUCCCAUGUGUUGAAAAUCAUCGAAAUCAAAGAUCCAUACAACAGAUUACGUCUGAAAAAUAUUGUUUUCUCCUUUUUUUUUUGCAAUCUGGAACUGCAUUAAACUCCUGCAUACAGAAUACGAGUCAUCGCGUUCAAAUAAAUGUUUAUAUGUGUAUAUUUUAAAAUUGCACUAU